AUGGCGUUCGUGUGCGAGUGUCCUCUGAGACUGGAGAAGGGCUUUAUCUUGGACGGGGUGGCGGUGAGCACAGUGGCCCGCGCCCAUGCGCGCACCAGGCCUAAGGUGUGGUCCGCGAUCCCGCCCUACAACGCGCAGCAGGACUACCACGCCCACCGCUAUUUCCGGAGCCGCGUGGUUCCUCCAGUUUUGCGGAGAACUGAACAGGAUCACUGUGGCACAGGAAGAGAUGGCUGGAUAGUAGAUUAUUUCCAUAUCUUCGGACAAGGACAAAGAUACCUCAACAGGAGAAAUUGGGCAGGGGCAGGGCAUUCCCUCCAGCAGGUUAUCGGGCAUGACCACUACAAUGCUGAUCUGAGACCAAUCAACGGGUUCAAUGGUCGGUUUGGCUACCGCAGGAACACCCCAGCCCUUCGCCAGCACUCAUCUGUCUUUGGAGAAGUCACACAAUUUCCUCUCUUCUAA
Otolemur garnettii (small-eared galago) is the source of this 465-nucleotide messenger RNA. It is a transcript of the gene SPMAP1, whose product is annotated as chromosome unknown C17orf98 homolog. The record is from RefSeq and is a predicted model, not a curated record. Lineage: Eukaryota; Metazoa; Chordata; Mammalia; Primates; Galagidae. Bases 1 to 465 code for a protein of 154 amino acids. The transcript has 3 exons.